Petromyzon marinus (sea lamprey) is the source of this 3763-nucleotide messenger RNA. RefSeq names its product tectonin beta-propeller repeat containing 1 (gene TECPR1). Gene Ontology annotation, biological process: autophagosome maturation. Gene Ontology annotation, molecular function: phosphatidylinositol-3-phosphate binding. The record is from RefSeq and is a predicted model, not a curated record. NCBI's taxonomy places the organism in Eukaryota, Metazoa, Chordata, Hyperoartia, Petromyzontiformes, Petromyzontidae. Gene Ontology annotation, cellular component: lysosomal membrane; autophagosome membrane.
UCGCAGCCUCCCGCCUCUGCCGCGAUCGAAGGCGCUGGUUGGAGCCCUCCUCCCGCCCCCUCCCUCCCCCGGCGGCCUGAGCAAGGCAAGGGGGGCGCCACGGGGCCGCUCAUGGCGGGGAUCGGCGGCCGCCUCUGGGCUCUGGACGUGCGGGGUGGCGCCUUCACGCUGGCCCCGCACGAGAGCCGCUGGAGGCCGUGCCCUGACCCGCGCCUGGAGCUCAAGCGACUGUCGGCUGGGCCGCAGGGCUGCUGGGCCAUCGGCUACGACCACCGCGUCUACGCGUUCGUGCGGCCCGGGGACAUCCCCGUGCGGGUACAGGAAGAGGCCUUCGAGAACCAGCGAUGGAACCCCGUGGACGGCUUCGGCGGCAAGCUGCUGCCCAGCGAUCGCUGGGGCUGGAGCACCGAGGACGGACUCGGCCCUCGGUACCUGGGCCAGGUGCGGCUGCCCUCUCCUGCCUGGGAGUGGGAGGGCGACUGGACUCUGUUUCUCAGCAUCGCCGGAGAGCCCACGGACGCGCAGGGAUGGACAUAUGCUUUAGACUUUCCUGCUCCGUAUUCCCAUAAAAAGCACUGGAAUUCGUGUGUCCGGCGCCGACGCUGGAUCCGCUACCGUCGCUACACUGCCAUCAACAAGUGGGCUCAGAUUCCAGUUCAAGAAGAGGGUUCGUACCAAGAUUUGUUCCACGAUGUUUGUUUGGGUGGAUGGGACCUUGCAGAAGAGCCACCCGGACGGCUCUCCGUGUGGGCCGUCACCACCGAGGGCAAGGUGCUCUAUCGAGAUGACGUGCAUCACUCCAACCCAGAGGGGAGAGAGUGGAUCGGGGUGGAGAUCCCGAGCGAAGCCCUGCAAGUGAGCGCAGGGCCCAUUUCACUCGUCUGGGUCUUGCUGUGGGAGGGCAAGCUCCUGGCGCGUGAAGGUGUCAACCAGAAGAACCCGAUGGGUGAAGGAUGGGUGGUGGUGGACCCCCCAGAUCACGAGUUUGGUGUCGUGCAGGUUUCUGUUGGCACGCGGGUGAUCUGGUGUAUCACAAGCGAUGGACAGGUGUGGUUCCGCCGUGGCGUGUGCGCAGACAGUCCCGCUGGCCUCAGCUGGGUGUCUAUGGUCAGCAAGAUGAUGAUGGUCAGCGUGGGGGUCAACGAUCAGGUGUUUGGGGUGGGUCGGGAAGACCGGAUGGUGUACUUCCGUCAGGGUGUGUGUGCCGACGAGGCGAGCGGGAAGGUGUGGAAGCCCAUACUGUGCGGGCGCGAUGCGGAAGAGGGCGUGGAGCGGGCAGCAGGCGGCUCCCACAGGAGCAGCCUCACCAGUCUGAACAGUUUAGCUGACAUGAACCUGAGGAGCAGUGGGGACGAUGCCGCUGAAAGCAAUGAUACGGAUUUUACGUUGAUGGCCACCGAGGACACGCAGCAGUCGCACAGAGGCACUGAGAGCACCCUCACACCUGCGACAGCUGUCUCCAGCAAGCCCAACAUAACACCGACACCGAGGGCAGAAUUGGCUGCGGGUCCCGGUGAAGACUGUAUGGAUGCCGGCAGUGUGUCUUCCUUGGGGGGAGGGAGCAUCAGUGGCGACACGCUCGGGAAUAUGGACAGAGGCCUCCUUUGGGCCUGGGUGAGCACUGGAGCCUGCGAUAUCGACAGCCAAUCACAACCGCUGUGGUUCAUCCAAUCCACAGGUUCCCUGCUAAGCGGACCUGUACGCGACCCCGCGUGGAGGAGGGACAUCGUGCAGCAGUUGACCAAUCGCUCGCUCAGAGAGAUAUCCAACUUUGAGGACUACCAGCCGGCCACAGACAAGAAAACGGUGUGGGUGAGGCGUGGCGUGCUGUCGUGGUGGCAAGACUGGUAUCCCCAGCGCUGGAUCGACCUGACGGUGCUGCUCGAGCAGCUGGAAGGCGCAGAGGAGCGACCCGAGGCCAUGCUGUUCCUGCACUACAUGGUCGGCACCACCAAGAAGUACCUGCACAUCUUCAUCAGCGAGAUCACGGCACUGGUGCCAGUGCUGGACACGAAUCGGCACACCUUUGCUGUGUACACGGCGGAGCGCACGGAAUCGCGUGCGCCCAUACGCUUGGCUGCUGCAACUGAGCAAGACAUGCACGACUGGCUGGCGGUGCUGAACACGGCGUGCUGCGAGGCGCGCGGCCUCUCCAGGAGCCCCUCUCAUCGCGCCGUGUGGUCCGUCACCUGCCGCGGCGACGUGUUUGUGAGCGAGUGCUCGUCCGAGGCUUCCUCCAGCCCAAGCUCUGCCCUCCAUAUGUUCUGGCGGCAGAUCGGUGGCCACCUGCGGCUGGUUGAGAGUGAUGGCAGUGGCGUGGUGUGGGGCCUCGGCUACGACCACACGGCUUGGGUGUACACGGGCGGGCACGGCGGAGGAUUCCUGCAGGGGAGCACGGAUGGCAUGCACCCCCAGACGGAUGUGAUACAGGUGUACAUCUACGAGAACCAGCGCUGGAACCCGCUGUCGGGCUACACUGCCCGCGGCUUGCCUACUGAUCGCUACAUGUGGAGUGACAUCACAGGGCUGCAGGAGCGUACAAAGACUCACACAAAGCCGCCUUCACCACAGUGGACCUGGGUGUCAGACUGGGCGGUGGAUUUCGGGGUACCCGGGGGCACGGACCGCGAGGGAUGGCAGUACGCCGCCGACUUCCCAGCGCGGUACCACGGAUACAAGACCAUCAAGGAUUUUGUGCGGAGGCGACGCUGGUCAAGGCGGUGCAGGUUGGUGACGAACGGCCCGUGGCUGGAGGUCCCUCCACUGUCACUGCGCCACCUCUCCCUGAAGGCCACCUCGCCACAAGCGCCCGCGGACUCUCCCGUCGCCCUCUGGGCCGUGAGCCGCAAGGGGGACGUGCUGUGCCGUCUGGGCGUCUCGCGCGUCAGUCCCGCCGGAAGCAGCUGGCUGCACGUGAGCACGGACCAACCGUUUGUCGCCGUGUCCGUGGGGAGUGGCGGCGACGGCGUUGUGUCAGUCUGGGCCCUGGCGCUGGACGGCUCUGCCUUCCUGCGAACCGGAGUGUCGGACGUCAACCCAGUCGGACAAACCUGGAUCCAUCUUGCUGCACCCACUAAACAGAAGCUGAAGCACAUUUCUGCCGGGCCAUCUACCGUGUUUGCAGUGGAUGAGCAAAAUCAGCUGUGGUUCCGAAGUGGCAUUGAAGCGCAGGCUCCGUGUGGAACAAACUGGGAGAUGGUGUCUCCCAACGUGCGAUUCGUGUCUGUGGGGCCACAGAACCAGGUGUGGGGGAUAGCAGAUGCUGUGCAGGGCAGUCAGAGCACGAGCCGGGGAGUCGUUUGCUGUCGGACCGGAGUGGGCCCUGCCUCGCCCACGGGACAGUCCUGGGACUACGGCAUUGGGGGAGGGUGGGACUACAUCACGGUGCGUGGGAACUGGACCCGACCGCAGCGGCAAGGUGUGGAGGGAAACUCUGCUGCUGGGAGUGAAACGCCUCGACCGUAGUGCACUAUUCCCUGUCGACCUGCUGCUUGCCUGCUACUUGCAACCCUUUCAUCUGGUUGAAAACGAAUUUCUUUAGAACAGUUUUUUUUAGUUUAGUUUAUUGUCCUCCCCCCAGCACCUCUGAUUAGCAGGGUUGGCUGCAUACGGUGCGAUAGGAGUUCGACAUGCACGCACACACACACACGUACCCUCCACGCUGGGAACCAGUGGCGCGCUCAGCCAAAAAUCUCAGAGGGGGAAAAAUUGAUUGCAUAUAAAUUACGUUUUCAUUGUAAUAAUAAAAGUAUCUCAAAUGAAA